This is a messenger RNA of Diospyros lotus (date-plum), 2228 nucleotides long. RefSeq names its product protein GRAVITROPIC IN THE LIGHT 1. The record is from RefSeq and is a predicted model, not a curated record. The coding region runs from base 166 to 1533 and encodes 455 amino acids. Gene Ontology annotation, biological process: response to red or far red light; negative gravitropism. NCBI's taxonomy places the organism in Eukaryota, Viridiplantae, Streptophyta, Magnoliopsida, Ericales, Ebenaceae. The transcript has a single exon.
CCCUCAAGAGUCAAAACAGAGGCUGCUUUUUCUCUUUACAAAAGAAAGAAAAACCCUCCCUUUGUCAUCUCCAAGCUUGCCCAGCCAUCGCCCAAUUCUCUUCGCUCCAAAACCCCACCAUUUUCAUGACCCUCUGAUUCCACGCUGCUGCAGCCUCCGCCAUUGAUGGAUUCUCUGAAACCCACUUCGGCUCCAACCAAGAACAAGCUUUCCAAGACCUUCCACAAAGUCAUCCACCGCAAAACCGCCACCAAAACCCUCUCCAACUCCGGCUUCUGUCUCUUCAUUCCUCAGGAACACAAGCACAAAGCGGACGCCAAGCCUCAGCUGCAGUGCUUCGGCAGAGAGUGCAAGGAUGAGUCCAUCUCAACGCCAGCGAGGAACAGGGCCGGCGCCUUGGAAGCGUUCGUGGCCAAGCUCUUCGCCACCGUCUCCGCCGCCAAAGCGGCCUACGCUGAGCUGCAGACGGCCCAGUUCCCCUACAACGCCGACGCCAUUCAGGCGGCCGACGAGGCCGUCGUGCGCGAGCUGAAGCUGCUGUCGGAGCUGAAGCACAGCUUCUUGAAGAAAAAGAUCGAUUCUUCGCCGCCCCACGUGACCAUCUUGCUCGCUGAGAUUCAGGAGCAGCAGUCUCUGAUGAAGAUGUACGAAAUCACGAUGAAGAAAAUGCAGGGCGAAGUUGACGCCAAGGAGAAAGUUUUUUCUUCUCUUCAGAACGAGCUGAAUGACGCCGUUUCCAACAACAAGGCCCUCGAGAAGAAGCUGAACUCGAGCGGCCAAUUUUCAGUACUCGAAACUGUGAAAUUUUCGGAUUCCAAUCCCAGUGGUUUCGGCUUUGUCCUGCAUUACGCGGUGAGAUCAGUGAGAAGCUUCGUGAAGGUGAUGAUUCGGGAAAUGGAAAGUUCGAAUUGGGAUAUCGAAACGGCGGCCAAGGCUAUCGAGCCGGAGGUGGAUUUCGCCAAAGCGAAUCACCGAUGCUUCGCUUUCGAGUCGUUUGUUUGCCGAGAAAUGUUCGAUGGGUUCGAUUCUCCCAACUUUUCAUUUCCGGACGAGUCAAAUCCCAGUAGGUUCGUGUUCAUAGAUCGGUUCAAGAAACUGAAGACGGUGAAUGCAGUUCAGUUUCUGAAGAGGAAUCCGAAUUCGGGAUUUGGGAAGUUUACGAGGAGUAAGUACCUCCGUUUGGUUCACCCGAAAAUGGAGACCUCAUUUUCCGGGAAUCUAAGCCAGAGGAAACUCAUAAACUCCGGCGAAUUCCCGGAAACCUCAUUCUUCUCGGCGUUCGCCGAGAUGGCGAAGCGGGUCUGGCUUUUGCAUUGCCUGGCCUUCUCGUUCGAUCGGAAAGUGGAGAUCUUUCAGGUGGGAAGGAACUGCCGGUUCUCGGACGUGUACAUGGAGAGCCUCAACGACGACCCGCUUGCCGCCGUGGACGGCGGUUUCCGGGUGGCGUUCACUGUUGUUCCGGGGUUUAAGAUCGGACAAGCGGUGAUACAGAGCCAGGUCUAUCUCCAUCCGGCGGUUACUUCGGCGAAAUGACAAAGCUUUCGUUUCUUGUAUCCUGUCAUGAGGCCAUCUCAUUACCCACGCGCUCUUGCACGCGCCGCCCUGAACGGCGGACUUAAUUUCACUCUCUUACCGGGACUCGGGAGGAUUUAUUUUGUGCCACUAGAAUGAACAGAAAAUUUUGGUGUCCAAGCCAAUGAGAUACCAUCUUAUCACAGUGACAAGAUUAAAUUCCUAAAUAUCACUAACGUGGAUGGUAUCUCUUGUGCCGGGGCAUCAAAAUUUUUAAGUUGCAAAAUAAUUUCUUAUUUCACAGCCGGAGGUGAUCGGGACGGUGUUACCAUGGACGGCAGCAGGGGGCGGCGGGUGGAAAAGCCUAAAUAUAAAAUGUAAAAUAUGUAAUAUAAAUAUAUAUAUAUAUGAUUGUAAUAGUAUUGUCAGGUCAGGAAUAGAGUUGUCAAGCAAAGUGGCGGGUCGGACCCACAUAUGAAAGUGGGUUCAGAGUGCAUAUGAACUGGAAAUUUGGAGUAUAGUUAGGGGAAAUUUGGAGUAUUGUAGGCAGAGUGUGGGGCCCAUCUCUGUUUGUUUGGAGGAAAAGAAAAUGCGGCCCCCUUUUCUCUGAGAAAACUUGCGUCCGAGAAAAUUUUUGUUUCAUUGUGCCCUACAGCCUGCUCUGAGUUGGUUUAAAAUAAGAUUAUACAUAAUAAUAUCUGGAAUGUAGCUCGGUA